AUGGAACAGCAGACAAUCAGUGUUGCCAAAGCUGGGUUGGUGUGCAAAUUAAAUACAAGAACAACUAUCCUGGCUGCAACUAAUCCAAAGGGGGAUAUGACCCAAAUGAAUCCAUCUCUGUUAAUGUAGCACUGGCUAGUCCUCUGCUUAGUAGAUUUGACCUGGUUCUAGUUUUGCUGGAUACAAAAAAUGAAGAUUGGGACAAAAUUAUCUCCUCCUUUAUACUGGAGAACAAAGAUUGCCACCAGAAAUCUGAUAAGCUUUGGAGCAUGGAGAAGAUGAAAACUUAUUUUUGCUUAAUAAAAGCUUUGCAACCUAAGAUGUCUGAAGGAGCCAACAUGAUUCUAGUGCGCUACUAUCAGCUUCAACGACAGAGUGAUAGUAGAAAUGCAGCUCGUACCACAAUCCGUCUACUGGAGAGCUUGAUACGGCUUGCUGAAGCCCAUGCAAGAUUGAUGUAUCGAGAUGUUGUGACUAUAGAAGAUGCUAUCACGGUGGUAUCAGUAAUGGAAUCAUCUAUGCAAGGAGGUGCCUUACUGGGAGGGGUGAAUGCUUUGCAUACAUCAUUUCCAGAUAAUCCACAGGAGCAGUACCAAAUGCAGUGUGAACUUCUCUUAGAGAGACUGGGACUCCAAAAUAUACUGAGGGAAGAAUUGCAGAGACUAGAAAGACAGCAGUAUCUAGACACCAAUCAGCUGCAGCAAGGAGAGAAUAAUACCACUGUCACCACUGAGGGUUCUGUCACUAAUAAAAACACCCCAUGGUGAUAAUGUGAAGCCACACAUUUCAGAAAUGGGACACACCAACAGAGCAAAUGUCAGCUGUGACUCAAACACAAAGACACAGGAGGCUGAAAAAAUAUUCUUCUCCUCCAGCACCUAACAACUGUACAACAAAGAAUAUUUGCAGAGAUGGUUCUGAUUUGUUGGUAGAUCGAAGCAUACAGCUUGGAUCUUCUGAAGAGCUUAACAACAGACGGCAACAAAAUUCUUCAAAACUGUCUGAAUAAGACAAGCAGUGGUUUUGGCCUGGAUUGGUUUGACACUAUCCAGACAGGAAGGCAAGGAAUCAAUAUUUCUCCAAUUUCUAAAACAGCAGAGUACACAACCAUGAAACCUCAAACAAUUCCACCAAGACUUGAAGCUGCCAGUAAUGAUUUCAAUAAAAAUACCAUCAAUGCAAGCGCUGCCAAGCAAGUAACAGAAAAAGGCUCAUGUGAAACAAAAGGAAAUAAUUUACCAGAUGAAAUUAUUACUGAACAUGUUUCUAAAAAAUGGCACAAACUGAAUAAAAAGCGUAUGAAAAACACAACUGAUGAACCCUGUAUAACGAAGCUCUGUGGAUAUGGAGGUCCUUCAGAAGAAGCCGACGAUUCAUCUACAGGUCCUGUGCACAGCACUCCUGUCCGAAGCAGAAAGCGACCACUCGCUCAUGUGGAUCCAAGGAAAGGGAUAUCAGAUAUCCAGGAUCCUGAGCUGCAGGCAAGAUUAGCCCAACUAGCCAAGUUUUCAUUUAAACAAAAGACAAAACUCCUGCACAACCCAGGGAUAGAAAAUGAGUUGACUGCUACUUCUGGUAACAAUGACAAAGAAGGUACCAAACCAAUGCAGAAACCUGCAGAAAAACUCCGGAGACUGCUGGAGGUAUCAGAAAGCUCGGAUCAAGCCAGUUCUGUAAGGCAAGAAAAGUCUUGUGCUGCCACAACAGAUGUGACCCUAGAGAAAGAAGCACAUGUUGUGAGCCAUGUUGUCUCCCCUUCUGUGUUAGUAAAUGAGGAAACAAAUCAGACUGAGACCUCACACAGUAGAAAGGUCUCUUCUAGUACACUUGCCAGGCUGGCAAUGUUUUCCUUCACCUCAUCAUCUGAAGACAAAAUAGCUGACAAACCAGGUGUUAUUCCUGGAAGUGAAAACCCUUUAUCCUCCAGGAACCUGGAUGCAGGAGGAAAGAGGAAAUGUUUUCACCUGGAGUCUAUCACUAACAAAGCUGUUGGAGCAAAAUCACUUUUUAGUAGUACAGACUUUGAUGAUGAAAUGUUAGAUUUAGACUGGAAUAUUGAG
Staurois parvus is the source of this 2060-nucleotide messenger RNA. Lineage: Eukaryota; Metazoa; Chordata; Amphibia; Anura; Ranidae. The record is from the annotation of a GenBank genome assembly.